Melopsittacus undulatus (budgerigar) is the source of this 1212-nucleotide messenger RNA. Its product is annotated as polypeptide N-acetylgalactosaminyltransferase 17. The coding region runs from base 1 to 1212 and encodes 403 amino acids. Gene Ontology annotation, molecular function: polypeptide N-acetylgalactosaminyltransferase activity. The record is from RefSeq and is a predicted model, not a curated record. Gene Ontology annotation, cellular component: Golgi apparatus. The transcript has 7 exons. NCBI's taxonomy places the organism in Eukaryota, Metazoa, Chordata, Aves, Psittaciformes, Psittaculidae. Gene Ontology annotation, biological process: protein O-linked glycosylation.
AUGGCUUCUUUGCGGAGAGUCAAAGUCCUGCUGGUGUUAAACUUGAUCGCGGUGGCCGGAUUCGUCCUUUUCCUGGCCAAGUGCAGACCCAUCACGGCCAAGAGUGGCGACUCCUUCCAUGACAUCCACCCCAGGGCAGAAGUGGUCAACUUGACAGCGCACGGCAUCAGCUCCAUCCAGGACGCAGUGCUGAAGCGACUUUCCCUCCUGGAAGACAUCGUCUACAGGCAGCUGAACGGUCUGUCCAAGUCACUUGGUCUCAUUGAAGGCUAUGGUGGACGUGGUAAAGGUGGCCUCCCAGCCACCCUGUCUCCUGAGGAGGAGGAGAAAGCAAAGGGACCACAUGAGAAAUAUGGCUACAACUCCUACCUCAGUGAGAAAAUUUCACUGGAUCGUUCCAUACCAGAUUAUCGUCCAACCAAGUGCAAAGAGCUGAAAUAUGGCAAGGACCUGCCCCAGAUCUCCAUCAUCUUCAUCUUCGUGAACGAAGCGCUCUCUGUUAUCCUGCGAUCAGUGCACAGUGCUGUUAAUCACACGCCAGCUCACCUCCUGAAGGAGAUUAUCCUUGUGGAUGACAACAGUGAUGAAGAGGAACUGAAGGCGCCACUAGAAGAGUACGUCAAUAAGCGGUACCCAGGCCUCGUGAAGGUGGUGCGCAACCAGAAGAGGGAAGGUCUUAUCCGAGCUCGUAUUGAAGGCUGGAAAGCUGCCACUGGCCAGAUCACUGGGUUUUUUGAUGCUCAUGUGGAGUUCACUGCUGGCUGGGCUGAGCCGGUGCUUUCACGGAUUCAGGAAAACCGGAGAAGGGUCAUUCUUCCCUCCAUAGACAACAUCAAGCAGGACAACUUUGAGGUGCAGCGUUAUGAGAACUCUGCCCAUGGGUACAGCUGGGAGCUGUGGUGCAUGUAUAUCAGCCCCCCAAAGGACUGGUGGGAUGCUGGAGACCCUUCACUGCCCAUCAGGACACCAGCGAUGAUCGGCUGCUCCUUUGUUGUGCACAGAAAGUUCUUUGGAGAGAUUGGGCUUCUGGAUCCUGGGAUGGAUGUGUACGGUGGGGAGAACAUCGAGCUCGGCAUCAAGAUUUACCAGAGGAUAUUUGCUUUGCUGGCAAGUCAGAAAAAACUUCAGAAAUCCAUUGUUAGUGGCUACAGGGAGCAACAAUCUCACUUAAACAAGGGAAUAGAAAUUAAAGGCUUUAAAUAUGCCACAUAG